This is a messenger RNA of Dermacentor albipictus, 3396 nucleotides long. RefSeq names its product probable maltase-glucoamylase 2. Gene Ontology annotation, biological process: carbohydrate metabolic process. NCBI's taxonomy places the organism in Eukaryota, Metazoa, Arthropoda, Arachnida, Ixodida, Ixodidae. The record is from RefSeq and is a predicted model, not a curated record. Gene Ontology annotation, molecular function: carbohydrate binding; alpha-1,4-glucosidase activity.
GGAAUCAUCAUCAUCAUCAAAAUCAAGCCGCGGUCCGGGAACCGGUCGCUCCUCGACGCCUGGGAUGCCGCCGCGAGCGUCGAACAAGCAAGCAGCCCCGCUCUGCCCUUGAGAAAGUUGGGGGUGGCCGCGGGGCAGAGUGGGAGGGCGCAGUCCGCACGCUCCGCGCGUCCCGGGCUCCCAAAAUUCUCGCCGGCUAUAACCGCCCCCCUCCCUCCCCUCUCCUCGCCCCCCUCGUACGUGUAUAGGCGCCCGGGCCUGGGACGGGACGGUGCGUCGCUUGGGCGCGCUCGUAGUGGGACUGCACGAACGACGUAUGCUCCGCGACAAGUCGAGCUUUCGGGUGCUCACAACGGGAGCCGGAUCUGCAUGGACAACGGCACCAACGGCGACCGCGGCACAAUGAGUGGCAAAUGGACGCAAGUCGCGUUCGUGGUGUCCGCCAUCUUGGGCGCGUACCUCUUCAACCGCCAGCGUGUGAGCAUCUAUACCUUCGAGCCGCCGCUGGACGAGAGAAUACCAUGCGCUGCCGUGCCUUCCAUGAUGGAGCGCCGGGAGGACUGUGAGGCCGCUGUGUGUUUGUGGAAGGAGGCCGAGGCACCGUACCCUCGAUGCUUCCAGCCUCGGGACUACUACGGCUACCGGCUGCGCAGCUACUCGGCGCAGGACACGGACCACGUCCUGUUCAACCUGACCUACGCGGGGGGUCCGUACAGCCCUCACUCCGAUGGUCUCAUACCCAACGUACAGUUCCAGGUGAUCAAGUACAGCGACCGCAUCGUGCGCUUCAAGUUCGUGAAUGCCGCAGAGAGGCGCUACGAGGUGCCCGUUCAGGACACCUUCGAGUCCCUCCGCAAGCCUCAGAACGUGUACAACCCGCUGUACUCCUUCAAGAUGGGCUCCAGCAGCCGCGGCGGCUUCUUCCACUUCAGCAUCAUGCGUCGUCACACGGACGUCAAGCUCAUCGACACCAGCAUCGGCGGCCUGGUGAUGACCAACCAGUACCUGCAGUUCGUCACAUACCUGCCGUCGACCAACCUGUACGGCUUUGGCGAGACGGUACGCAAGAGACUGCGGCAUGAGUUCGACUUCACCACUCACGUGAUGUUCGCCAGGGACCAGAUGCUCAAGGACGGCAACAACCUGUACGGCGUCCAUCCAUUCUACAUGUGCGUAGAGGACGGAGGCAAAGCGCACGGCGUACUCCUCCUCAACAGCAAUGCUAUCGAGUACACGCUUCUCAAGGCUCCCGCUCUGCGGCUGGCCACCAUCGGUGGAGUGCUCGACUUCUUCCUUUUCGUGGGCGACAACCCCAUGGAGGUCAUCGAACUUUACGCCAGCGUGAUCGGCAAGCCAUUCCUGCCUCCCUACUGGGCGCUGGGAUUUCAGUUGUCGCGCUACGGUUACGGGUCGCUGGAGAAACUCGCGAAGGUGCUGGAGAGGAACCAGAAGGCCGGAUUCCCCGUGGACGUGCAGCACCUGGAUAUCGACUACAUGGAAAACUCGACCACGUUCACCGUCGACCCCGUGCGCUACGCUAGUCUGAGUGACUUCAUGGCUGAGCAGCGAGAGAAGCACGGACUGCGAUUCGUCGUCAACUUGACGCCGGCACUUCCGAGCACGUCCCGUGCCUACCGGCCGUUCAUGCGCGGCCGCCACUUCAAGACGUUCGUCGAGUACCCGAGCAUGACACCGCUGGAGCGCCGCAGCGUGCCGCCUGUCAACUUCAAGACACACAACAUCAUGUUCGGAAUACUAUGGCCCUGCAGCCCCGUGGCGUACGUGGACUUCUUCAAGAACUACACCGCCCUCUGGUGGAAGAAGGAACUCGCGGAGCUGCGAGAGAAGCUGCCCUUCGACGGCAUCUGGCUGGACAUGAACGAACCGGCCGAGUUCAGCACCAACCGCGGCGCGCUGAGCCCCGCCGUGCGCGAGAAGUGCUUCAAGAACUGGAAGCUGGAGUGCCACGUGACCAUCUUCGACGAUCCGCCAUACCCGACGAGGGCGGCGACUCAGUACGGCCCGGAGGCCCGUCUCAGCGACCGCACCCUGUGCAUGAGCGGCCGCUUGGGCGACACGGAGAGCUACUGGCACUACGACGUGCACAACCUGUACGGCUGGAGCGAGAUGCGCGCCACGCACAGUGCCCUUGAAGAAGUGCUCAGCGAGCGGCAGGUGAUCAUCAGCCGGUCGACGUACCCUUCGAGCGGCCGGUACGGAGGGCACUGGCUCGGUGACAACCAAAGCACCUGGACACACCUCCGCCGCUCCAUCAUUGGCAUGCUGGAGUUCAACAUGUUCGGCAUACCGUACGUAGGCGCUGACAUAUGCGGCUUCUCCGGAAACGUCACAGAGGACCUGUGCGUCCGGUGGAUGCAGCUGGGCGCCUUCUACCCGUUCAGCAGAUCCCACAACGACAUCGGAGCAGUCGACCAGGACCCGGCGGUGUUCAGCGAGGCCGCGCAGGCCGUGAUGAGGAAGGCGCUGCAGGUGCGCUACACGCUGCUGCCCUACCUGUACACGCUCUUCUACGAGGCGCACAGCAGCGGCACGCCCGUCGUUAGGCCUCUGUUCUUCGAGUUCCCGCAGGAACCCCAUACGUACGGCAUCGAUGCGCAGUUCAUGUGGGGCAAGUCUCUGCUCAUCUCGCCAAUCACACGAAAUUACACAUACAUGUCGUUCUACCUGCCUGCGGGACUGUGGUACGAGUACUACGACAACACACCGUUCCUGAGCACGGGCGAGUACAUGGUUCACAACUGGCUCACGCUGAAAACGCCGACGCCGCUGUAUGUUCGGGCAGGUUCCGUGCUCCCGACGCAGACCCCGGGACCGAACACGCGCGACAGGCUCAACAAAACCGUCACCCUGGUGGUGUACCCACACAACGGGAAGGCCUCCGGUACUCUCUUUUGGGACGAUGGCGUCGGGAAACGAAACAUCGAAACCGGUGCCUACGAUUACUUCCGGUUCCACGUCGCCGCUUGUCAGAUGACUAUUAGCCGGCUGCACAAGAACACUGCACCCGUGCCUCUCAUCAUCGGAAGCCUUGUGAUGGUGGGCCAGGAGACCGCGCCCACCCAGCUCUACGUGGAUGAGAAGCAGCAGCGAAAUUCCAUAGCUCCGAUCGGGAACAAGGUGUACGAGUUCAAGGUCCAGCUUAGCCUGCACUUGGACAAUGCGGAGCACAGCGUCGAGUGGGAAGGCGAGGCACACAGAUGCGUCACGUGACAUGACGGAGCAUCGGAAAUAGCAGUCUGGCAACGUCGCGAGGCCACGCAAAAUGCCACCGUGGGCCUCCGCGACGAAAAUUCGAGAGUGACCGGUCUCUCCAGCCACGGCUGUUGCGAGAUGCGCAAAUAAAACAAGGAGAUUCCGAACUUCUGCGGGAACAAA